This is a messenger RNA of Raphanus sativus (radish), 1454 nucleotides long. RefSeq names its product homocysteine S-methyltransferase 3. Gene Ontology annotation, molecular function: zinc ion binding; S-adenosylmethionine-homocysteine S-methyltransferase activity. The record is from RefSeq and is a predicted model, not a curated record. Gene Ontology annotation, biological process: S-methylmethionine cycle. The transcript has 7 exons. Bases 81 to 1124 code for a protein of 347 amino acids. NCBI's taxonomy places the organism in Eukaryota, Viridiplantae, Streptophyta, Magnoliopsida, Brassicales, Brassicaceae.
UCAGUAUCAAACAUCAAAUCUCAUCUUCAUAUCUAGUUCGUCUUGAUCUGCUUUAUUCAACCUAAAUAAAAGAGAGAGAUAUGGGAUCAUUAGUGAAAGAAGGAGCGUCAUCUUCGUUGAUGACGGAGUUUUUAGAGAAGUGCGGCGGUUAUGCGGUGGUGGAUGGAGGGUUUGCGACAGAGCUAGAACGACACGGGGCUGAUAUCAAGGAUCCACUUUGGAGUGCCAAGUGCCUCAUUACUUCUCCUCACCUCGUCACAAAGGUGCACUUGGAUUACCUAGAGUCUGGAGCAAACAUCAUCCUCACCGCAUCGUACCAGGCGACGAUCCAAGGAUUUGUAGCUAAGGGUUUAUCGGUGGACGACGCAGAGAGUUUGCUGCGGAGGAGCGUCGAACUCUCGUGUGAGGCACGUGAGAUUUUCUACAACAGAUGCAACAAGGGCUCUUGGGAUUUUGACCACGUCGGAAAAGCUUCCCUGCGACCGGUUCUUGUCGCAGCUUCCGUUGGUAGCUAUGGAGCUUAUCUCGCUGAUGGCUCGGAAUACAGUGGAGUAUAUGGAGAAUAUGUGAGCAAAGAGACAUUGAAGGACUUCCAUAGAAGAAGAGUCCAAAUCCUAGCAAAAUCGGGAGCCAAUCUAAUUGCAUUCGAGACCAUUCCAAAUAAGCUUGAAGCUGAGGCUUACGUGGAUCUUCUUGAAGAGGAAGGCAUUGACAUUCCAGCAUGGUUCUCGUUCACUUCCAAGGAUGGAGUCACUGUGCCAAGUGGAGAGUCUAUUAUAGAAUGCGCGAAAGUGGCAGAUUCUUGCAAGAAAGCGGUGGCCAUAGGAAUCAAUUGUACAGCACCAAGAUAUAUUCAUGAUUUGAUUAUCUCCUUGCGCCAGGUGACUCGCAAACCGAUCAUUGUGUACCCAAAUAGUGGAGAAGUCUACGACGGCCUGAACAAGAAGUGGAUUCAAUCAGAGGAGGAAGCAGAGGAGGAUUUUGUGUCGUAUGUGAGUAGAUGGAAAGAAGAAGGGGCAUCUCUAUUUGGAGGGUGUUGUCGGACUACUCCAAACACUAUCAGAGCCAUUGCUAAAGUGCUCUCCUGCGAGUCUCCAACACCAUCAAAACUUAAGUUCUGGUAGUAGACUUGUCUAAGAUGGAGUCUGCGCUUGUGGUGUCAGGUAGGAGUUUGGAAUAUACAUAGGCGCAACUCUAAUGAUAUGUAUGAUCAUAUACUAAUAUGUUUUAUUCUGUGUUAUUAGAUCAUCUAUAUAUAUCCUUGUCUAUUUUCGCAACUAAAAGAAUGGCAACUAUGUUAGUAGAGACAGAUGUGUUGGUUAUAAGGCCGGAUAAGAUAAUAAGAGUAAUGUCGGGGUCGGGUAUAAAGUGAUGGUUUUAUGUUGAUGUAUAUAGAAGUGUACUUCUAUCUGUUUUGUAAGAAAGAUGUUAUGGAAUAAACUUCUACUUGUCUU